GUCUUCUUCUUUUUUCCAUCUCGCGAUAUUUCUCCAAUGUCUGUGUCCUUCAUGUGAAAUCCAAAAUGGGUUAUUGGGAUCUGCAAGAAGGGAAGGAUUGUAUCGAGAAAACAUGGAUAACCACCAAAUUGGGCACAGCUCUAGGUAUCUAAAUCUAACAUAAAAAAAAGACAUUAUGGAAGUUAGCUAGCUGGCGGUAAAGAGCGGUACAGUAACACUAGACCCCAUAACCGGUUAACUUUAGCUAGCUACUAAGCUAACUAGCCAUAGCAUAGUUAACUGCCAUUCUAACGAACUAGUGCUAGCUUACUGUACUAGUAAGCAAUGUGUUGUUUUCAACGAAUGUAACGUCAGCUAAUGUUGUUCGGUUAGCUAGCUGCAGUCAGGCAGUAUAGCUAAGGCAGUAAAUUAAACUCUGCAUUUUGAAUGAUGUUUACCAGUUAGCUAGCAAGCUAAUCAUAGAUAACAUUCUUGUGACUUUCAAAAACAAAAUAGUUGGCAAGUAGGUAGUUAGCUAGCUAGUUAACCCAGUGCACAGUAUUCUAACAACCUAUUUUGUAUUUAUUUUUUUACAUACAGGGUUGGUGGGUUCAGCCUAUCACAUUGUGGCAUUCCAGCCUGAUUCCGCAAUCCAAGCUGUUCAGAGAGCCACAAAUGGCACAGUAACCAUGGGUAUGCAUGUCUCUAAUCUCAUACACUGUGAUAAUAAUCACCUGGCUUGCUGCCAUGAAGGUAUCCAAGUUUACACUUGAAUACCUAGCUACCCCUCCUAGACAACAGUGUUCAAGCUAGAAGGUUAUCUCAGAUCGGUACACUACAUUUUAUAAUAAUAAUAAUAACAAGAGGAUUAGUCCAGGGCCCAUAUCCACAAAGCAUCUCAGUAGGACUGCUGAUCUAGGAUCUGUCCAUAUAAUCUUAUUCAGUAUGGUCUAAAAUGCAAAACUGAUCCUAGAUCAGCACUCAGCUUUCUGGAUAUUGGCCCAGGUCACAAUGCUGCAAUUUACCUAAUAAACACCAGAGUCUCUACAGUUGCGUCGUUUGAGUGAUGGUGAAAGUGUGUCUGUUUGAUCUUAGUGUUUCAAUGGUGGUUUUUUUCUGUGAUCAGAUGUUUGUUAACAAACAACAUACAGUUAAGGUGAGUUUAUGCCAGUAUAAGUUCAUUUAGGGCUCUAUUCAAUUAUAUCCGCUUUAGCGGUGUCGGAGGUAUAACUGCGUUAGAGCUGUCAAAUCCACAAGCGGCUCCUGUCAUUAUACCUAAAGCGAACAUUGCUAUUAGCUGCACGGAGUUGCAUUGCGAGAAAUCCCAUGCAGCCUUGUUUACACGUUCAAACACUGGAAUGUGAGAUGUAAUUUACACCUCGAUUAGGCUGAUAGAAAUCCUCAUUAUUUUAUUUAAUGAUUUUCAAUUUGAGCGUAAUUAUUUCUAUAUAGCCUACACUUUCUUGUUCUGAACGGGACGGGUGUGGCUUCGUGAAAAUGAUCAAAUGCAGCUGCUCACCGAUUUGACAGCUCCAACGCAGUUACACUUCAGACACUGCCAAAACAUCAGCUAUGCGGGUGUCGGCAAUCGCCAGUUAGGCCUAACGCUGAUUGAAUCCAGGCCUUAAUUGGUUUGAUCUUUCCUUCACGACAGCUGCCUUGGGGGCGAUCUUUGGAAUGACCACUUGUCUAGCUGCACAGGCCCGGGAUGCUCCUGAUGACCCGGUGAACUAUUUCCUCGGAGGCUGUGCAUCAGGAGUCUUUCUUGGAGCUCGUAGUGAGUAGGCUAAAUAUUACAUAGUAUGCUGAAGAUUUGGGUUAGAUUCAGUAGGAAAAAACAGGAGCAAACGUUUUGAAACAGAUAAGGAAAAUGAGCAUUCUUAUUGGGAAAGUGGUAUUUGCCCUUCUGCCCUUGUUAACAUCCCACAUAGUUACCAUCAUAUUGCUGUCAUCUAUCAAGCGCUAUAAGAUCUUUGUAGGGCAGUGAACGUCUUCUCAUUGCUAGAUGAUGUUUGCUAGAGAUACAGAGGGGCAUCACAGAGAUUAUCCUCUUUCUUUUCCACUAAUAACAUGUCUUUGUUUCUUUAUGAUACACAGCUCACAGUGCAAUGACAGGCACAACGGCGUGUAUUGGGCUGGGGACACUGGCCAUGUUCACCAAGGUGGGCAAGAUGGAGGGCUGGAGAUUAGCGGGACCACCCAGGAUGUAAACAGCCCAAGGGGGAGACUAUAUAUUGACAUGUAUAUUGAAUAUUCCUUGAAUAAACUUGUGUGAAAGAGUCUA
Molecule: messenger RNA, 2263 nt
Organism: Coregonus sp. 'balchen'
Lineage: Eukaryota; Metazoa; Chordata; Actinopteri; Salmoniformes; Salmonidae
Source: the annotation of a GenBank genome assembly